AUGGACACUCAUGAAUGGAAUGCUUCGAUGGAUCGAAUCGAGUCGAUGCUUUUUGAGAUGAUUGGUCUUCUCAAAAACGAGUCUAGAAGAUGGGCAACCUCACCCAUUUUUUCUAGUCCAACACCCGUUUCCAUCAUCACACCGCCAACCUUGUCAACUGUUGCCGCCUCACCACCACCAACUUCCUUUCCCGUACCAUCACUUCCACCAACGGCCGUUUCCACCAUGACACCGAAACAAGCUCCCACCACCACACCUCCAACGACCAUCGUUCCAAAACCAACCCUAAAACCCAUAAUAACGUCACCUCAAAAAGCCACUGCGACCAAGCCGUCAUCCAAACCAAAACCUACCUCAUCUCUAAUUCAGACAUCAAUGGUUUCUUCUAGGUUGAAGAAGGUUGUGAGUUCACCGCCAACAACGAAACAAAUGGCAUCAAUCAAAGGGGUGGUCAGAAAACUCGAUUGGCGCCCCCCGUGGCAUUAUAUCGACACGGCUCCGAAUGCUACCGUACGAGUCGAGUGGCGUCCACCAUGGUUCCCACCAAGUCGUAUCCAUUUUUCGCGUUGA
Helianthus annuus (common sunflower) is the source of this 570-nucleotide messenger RNA. Its product is annotated as microtubule-associated protein RP/EB family member 1-like. Lineage: Eukaryota; Viridiplantae; Streptophyta; Magnoliopsida; Asterales; Asteraceae. Bases 1 to 570 code for a protein of 189 amino acids. The record is from RefSeq and is a predicted model, not a curated record. The transcript has a single exon.